This is a messenger RNA of Microthlaspi erraticum, 573 nucleotides long. NCBI's taxonomy places the organism in Eukaryota, Viridiplantae, Streptophyta, Magnoliopsida, Brassicales, Brassicaceae. The record is from the annotation of a GenBank genome assembly.
AUGGAUGAUAUGAGUAAUCGUCUGAACGUGGUCACUGAUUUUGUUGAAAAACAACAACAGAAGGAGUCAGAUCUACCCGUGACUUCAUUGAAGGAGAAAAAAACUCCAAAGAAGAAAAAAAAGGUGGUGAAAUACAAGUGCUCUUACGAAUCUAAUGAUUAUAAAAUGAUGAACCGGCAAACCCUUUUCGUGACGGGGUUCCGUUGUUCCUUUCCUUCGGCUGUUAUCAAGCGCAAACUGACAGAACACUUCAGUUCUUAUGGAAAGGUCGCAAUGGUUUAUCUUCCCCUUCAUUGUAAAACCGAUUCUUCCAUAGGAUAUGCUUUCAUUAAUAUGAGAGAUGAUGAAAAGGAGGCGUUAAAGCUCGAUGGCACUCGGUUCGAUGGGAUGUAUCUCGAGGUUACGAUGGCUUAUGGGAGAAGCGAAUACCAUGUAUCUACUAAUCGUCGUGGUUGUAAAAGUUGCCUUCGUAAUCUGAUGAAGCGCCGUAGGGAAGAUGUCAAUCCUCGUGUCAGAAGACUCCCAAAACUCCCAGACAACCUUCCUAGUCCUGAUUUCGUUGAUUUCGUCUAG